AUGGCCAAAACGAUUAAUCGACGGCUGAAUGGCCGAGGUAAGCAGUAAAAUAGGGAAGAUACACGGAAUUAUGUACUAUGCUGUGUACAUGGGAAGCAAGCAGAGCGCUGCAAAAAUUGAGACAUUUGGCGGCCAGGGUUGACCUUCGCUGUCGAGUUUUGACAUUUCGUCUUGAGUUGGCGGAAAAAGCAAAGAAACCGCGCAAGUUGCACUCUCUCUCCCUAAUGCAGUCCCCGUUUCUUUUCCGGAAACUGUAUUUUUCGGUCAAGAUAUUCAACGGUGUUUAAUAAAAGUGGAGUGUCGGCCAAAAAUGAUAUUCAUUCGUGAUAGUCCGUUUGCAAAGCUGAUUUUUGUGACAAGAGUGCACGUUGAAUAUAGUGUUCUGAACGUACUAAUAACUUUUCCUCUUAUGCACGGUGAAAGUGAAUGACUUUUUAUAUAAAAGUUGCAGAAACCCCAAACAAAUCAUUACGUCAAUGCAAUUUUUUAGAUCUUGACAACAGCGCUGAAGAGCAACCGCUCUGCUACUCCAGCAACGAUGGACUGGCCUUAUAUGAAGUAAGCGUUCAAUAACUUUCCAAUUUUUUUACCUCUAUAAUUUUUUUGCCCUAUAUUCUAUCAAGUCAUCGCUUGUAGGACGAAUACAACACACAAGGGCAGAAGAUCGGGCAGAUGCUCCGCUCCUUGUCGCUAUAUCAAACCGAAGUUCAGGACGUGGAAACGGCGUCGAAUGCCCCAAAACAACCCAUCAAAAUGGGAACCCUAAUGGGAGUUUAUUUGCCAUGCAUGCAGAACAUUUUUGGAGUCCUGUUCUUCAUCCGACUGGCCUGGAUUGUUGGCACGGCCGGGAUCCUCGAGUCUCUUGGAGUUGUUGGGUUAUGUUGCUCAGUGGCAAGUUGGAUACGCUAACUGGUUUAGGGUGAUCUUUCAGACAUUUCUCACCUCAAUAUCUCUCUCGGCGAUCGCCACGAAUGGCGUGGUAUCGGGCGGUGGCCCUUAUUACAUGAUCUCCAGAAAUCUCGGGCCAGAGUUAGGCGGAGCCAUUGGGAUUUUGUUCUUCUUCGGCAAUACGGUCGCUGGCGCGAUGUACAUCACCGGAGGGGUCGAGAUUUUAUUGGUUUAUCUUUUCCCGCAACUGAAGUUGUUCGAGGAUAUGCCGAACAAUUUCCGCGUGUUUGGAUCUAUAUUUUUGCUGUCGAUUGGACUGGUUGUGUUGGCUGGAGUGAAGGUAAGAGAUUUGGGAAAUGAUAAGGCAAGGUUUGAGGCCAUAAAAAUGCAAAAAUCCGAAAAAUCAAUACUAAGUAGACGAAAUGUCAAAGACGAAAAAAUUGAUAAAAAACCACGGAAUGCCAAAAAUCAAAAUUUUUUUUGAAAAUUCUCGCUCUCAAGCAAAAAUCGAUACCAUGUGGACGGAAUGUCAAAAAUGUCAAAUUCGAAAAAAAUCUGUUCGAAACUGGCAGGACGCCUAAAACUUCAACCUUAGCGCCUAAUUUAAUAUUUAAAAUUGCUUUUUUUUAUCCAAGAAUCCGUAUUUUAGGUUGUGAACAAAUGCGCAUUGCCAGCCCUCUUCAUGGUCCUGGGUUGCAUUCUUUGCACAUUUAUCGGUGAAUUUGUCAAGUUCAACGGAACCGACUCGCUCAAAUACUGCAUGAUUGGCGAUCGCCCCGUAAAUUUGGUCGCCUUCGCUGAGAAGUUCCAUUAUACACCGGCCUGCUCGAUUGACGGCUUGAAGCCCGCGUUCUGCUCGAACAAUACGAAUUGCGAUCCGUACUUCAUGAAGGUCUUGCAGUCUCAUCCACAAAGCAUUGGACCCCAGCGCGCGAUUACCGGGUUCUCGUCGAAUGCCUGGAGGGAAAAUCUGUUCUCGAAAUAUCAGGAAGCGGGCCAAGUCUUGACUCGAGGCGAUCCUGUGAAAGAACCGAAAGCGGAGAAGGGAAGCUACUGGGUGUUUCACGACACAACGACCAGUUUUAUGGUGCUGGUUGGAGUGUACUUCCCAUCAGUCACUGGGAUUAUGGCCGGCUCAAAUCGGUCGGGAAAUCUCAGAGAUCCAGCGGUGGCUAUCCCCUUGGGCACGAUUGGUGCGCAACUGACCACGUCGAUUGCUUGUGAGUUGGUCGUAAAUAUUUUCGGGUUUUUUUUCAAACUAAUGUUAAAAAAAAUUUCAAAAAAAAAUUUUUUUUUAAUUUUGCUUUGCAAAAAAAAAUUGUUUCAAGUCACUAUAUGUGUAGUAGAACAUAAAUAGCAAUUUUACUUUCAGACAUUUUCGGCACAGCAUUUUUCGGAAUGACCGUCUCUGAGAUGUUUAUCCGCGAUAAGUACGGCGAAUCGGCGAUGGGCAAGAUGAUCGUCGCUGAGUUGGCUGUUCCUGUCCCUAUUGUCAUCCUGAUUGGUUGUCUUGCGUCCACGAUCGGCGCCGGAAUGCAAUCGUUGACUGGGGCGCCACGAAUUCUGCAGGUAGGCGUGUGGGGCUUGCAAAACGCAAUAUGAAAAAUAUCAGCUAAAAAUGGCCGUCACAAAUUGGCUUGCAACUAAAAUAGGCUUAUUAUUCCUGGCUCCAAAACUCAAUGUUUUCAGGCGAUCGCCUCCGACGAAGUGAUCCCCUUCCUUCGAAUGUUCAAGUCGACCGAUCGGCGCGGCGAGCCCUUGGUCGCAAUAUUAUUCACUCUCCUUAUUUGCGAAAUCGGAAUUCUCAUCGCGGUCCUAGAGUCUCUGACCGCUUUGAUCACCGAGUUCUUGCUCAUGUGCUAUCUUGGCGUCAACUUGUCCUGCGCAAUUCAGUCCAUAAUGAAGGCGCCGGGUUGGCGGCCCACUUUCAAGUACUUCCAUUGGACCUUAUCGUUGGCCGGCGCACUUCUCUGUUUGAUGAUCAUGUUCAUCAGCAGCUGGAAGUUUGCGAUCUUGGCGAUUGCAAUGGGCGUGACCGUCUACAAAUACAUUGAGCUAAAAGGCGCUGAAAAAGAGUGGGGCGAUGGAUUGCAAGGGCUGAAAUUAUCGGCCGCUCGAUAUGCGCUGUUGUCGGUCAGUCAGGGGCAAGAGCAUCAUUCGAGGAAUUGGCGGCCACAGUUGUUGGUGUUGUAUCCGCACAAGACGUUUUAUUGCGAGCAGGAGGAUCUGGAUGCGAGGAGGAGAAGGUUGCUGGGAUUUGUCAGCCAACUGAAAGCUGGAAAAGGGCUGACGAUGGUGACCGAUUGUAUUGAAGGAGUUUAUGGGCAAAAGGCAGAGGAGGCUUGUGUAAGUUUGGGGGCAUAAAAACUUUGUGGACCUAUUGUAAUUUCUAUGGGUCACUUUCCUGGAAAACAAUUGAUUUAAAUUGGCUUUGAAACUCUUAAACUUCCAGUCCGAACGUCAAGCCCUUCUCACCCAACUUCAAGCCCACAAAAUCAAAGGGUUUGCGGAGGUGAUCGUUGCCGAAAACUACAACGCCGGCGUCGACUCGCUUGUCCAAACCUCCGGACUCGGUGGCCUUCGACACAACACCGUCUGUGUUUGCUGGCCCAACAAAUGGACCUCCACUAAGUCCACGAACGAAGCCAACCGCUUCGUCAGCGUUUUACGCAGCAUUGCGACUGCGAAGUGCGCAAUUCUGGUCCCCAAAAACAUCCGCAACUUCCCCGAAUCGAGCGAGAAAUUGACCGGCACUGUGGAUGUCUGGUGGAUUGUGCAUGACGGCGGAAUGCUGAUGCUGCUGCCAUUUUUGCUGCAAAAACAUCGAACAUGGAGGAAUACGAAGCUGCGGCUGUUCACAAUCUCGACGUUGGGCGAUGACAGAGGAAAAAUGAAGGAUGAGUUGGAGAAGUUCUUGUACCAUCUGAGAAUUGAAGGGGAGAUUUUUGUCAUUGAUAUGGUAAGUUGGCAAUAAGUGAACUUCUCUAGGACUUUUUGGAGUACUUCUUGAAACACCCUGUAUUAUUUACAUUUACAAGCACCUCACCUACAUUUUUCAGCCGGAAGCGGCCAUCUCCGAGUACAUUUACGAGAAAACACUGCGAAUGGAGAAGCGCGUCAAAUUCCUGCGUGAGCUGCAAGCCCGUGAACGUCGCGUCUCCCCCGUCACCAUGGACGAAGUCGUCUUGGAAAAGCGUUUCAGCAACUUUGAACGAGUAAAAUUCACAAAUAUGAGUCCAAUUCAGACUAUCGAGUCUCCGCCGGGUUGUGUGGACAUUGAAGAGACAGAUGAAACGGGGGAGAAUCGCAAUGAAAUAGAUGGAAAUGGGCUGGGCACGCACAAAGGAAGCGUGGCUUCGAUUGAUGUGAGUUUGGGAGGUUGAAAACUGACAGGGCAAGUAUAAUACGUCCAACGCGACGCACUAAUUUCAUUGAAACUUAGUACAUAUUUAAACAGAGCUUUAUAAAGAUAUACGGGGCACGUCAAGAAAAAAUAUCAGUCUGUCGAUAUUAGAUUUUUUUAUCAGUCUGUCGGGAAAAUAAUGUGGAUUCGCCGGACCUUGGAGUAGCCCAUCAUGUUUGCGACGGCUAGCCGUAGAGAUUAGGUGCAAGACUGCAACGAGGAGAGACAUUUUUUGCGACAAAGCCACAUUAUUUUCACGACAAAAUGAUAAAGUGCUCAAGCAAAAAAAAUCUUGGCAUUCCGUUUCAACAAAAAAAAUGUUCCAGACCGAAAAGGUCGGUCGAUUUCUAAUGGAAAACUCGAUCAAACCGCUGAAGUUUUUGUAUAAAUGGGAAGCUCUUGUGUUAGCCUAGCUGGAUGUAAUCGAUUUUCUCUACAUUUUGUUGAGAUAAAGAUACCCGUUGAGCACUAAAAUUUGACGUAUUGGGUCUGUGGACCUUUAAAUUCAAAGCGUUUACAUGUUACAUAUAUUUGACUUUCCAGAGUUCUUACAUGAACGAUGAAAAGGCGAACUACUCGGCUCGACCGGAGAUUUAUAACGUCCGAAAAAUGCACACAGCCGUCCGGUUGAAUGAGAUGAUGAAAGAGCGGAGUAAUCAAGCUCAACUGAUUGUCGUCAAUUUGCCCGGACCUCCCGACCGAAACUUUGACACUUAUUGUGAGCUUUCUCAUAUUUUAUCAUCUACUUGUUGUUUCAACAACAGUUUUGAAAGCUUUCUUUUCAGAUAUGGAAUUCCUCGAAGCGCUGACCGAAGGGCUGAAUCGGGUGUUGUUGGUGCGUGGAACCGGCACCGAAGUGGUCACCAUAUACUCUUGA
Messenger RNA from Bursaphelenchus xylophilus (pine wood nematode), 5168 nucleotides. The record is from the annotation of a GenBank genome assembly. Lineage: Eukaryota; Metazoa; Nematoda; Chromadorea; Rhabditida; Aphelenchoididae.